Cyprinodon tularosa is the source of this 2957-nucleotide messenger RNA. It is a transcript of the gene laynb, whose product is annotated as layilin b. The transcript is spliced from 8 exons. The record is from RefSeq and is a predicted model, not a curated record. The coding region runs from base 256 to 1341 and encodes 361 amino acids. NCBI's taxonomy places the organism in Eukaryota, Metazoa, Chordata, Actinopteri, Cyprinodontiformes, Cyprinodontidae. Gene Ontology annotation, molecular function: hyaluronic acid binding.
GUAUUUGAGCAGAGGCACAAACUUGCAGCUCUUUAACACUCUGCACAUGACAGUCUACAGACAAAGAGCUCCAUUCAGACGCCAUAUGCACGCCUUCAGGACUCGACCGAUUUUUCCUCCUCCUGAACGUCAACAUACUGCUCUUUUUUCCUCCACUGCCAUAUUUCCAGUUUGGGAAUCUCUGGGACUGGAGGUGAAGUUUACUUUCCCCCCAGUAUCUGAACAGCAGCUGAAACAUCGAGUGAACAUGUAGAAAUGGAUUUUAUGAGGCUUUUCGGCACCGUUAUCGCCGUUUUGUUUCACCCUGGAUCCGCUUCGAAAAUUAAUGGCCAGAAAAUCUGCCGACGUGGGACCGAGCGCCCGUGCUACAAGGCAUCCUACAUUCAGGACAGUCGUCGACGGCUGACAUUUGAGGAUGCCAGGCAGUCCUGCAGGUCCGAGGGAGGAGAGCUGCUCAGCAUUGAGACGGAGAGUGAGCAGCGGCUGAUAGAGACCUUCAUACAAAAACUGAAGGCCGGAGAUGGGGACUUCUGGAUCGGGCUUCGACGCAGCCCGCAGGAUUAUAGGACAGGGAAUAACAACCCUGGGUGCCCCUCCCAGUACUAUUGGGUUGAUGGAAGCAAGGCCAAAUACAGGAACUGGAACUGGGAUGAACCGUCUUGUGGUGCUGAAAUGUGUGUCGUGCUCUACCACCAGCCCACUGCACCAACUGAUGAAGAGGGCCAUUUCCUGUUUAAGUGGAAUGAUGACAACUGCAGCGCCAAGAACAACUUUGUCUGCAAAUACAGGGAAGAAAAAAUACCAGUACUCACAGGCGACAGGAUCAUAAUGCAACCAGUUCCAACCAUGAGGCCAACCAUACCUACGGAAGGAGAUGUGAGGAUAACUAUGGGAUUACCUGGGUCAUCAGUCAACAGCCUCUAUGUUUCCUACAUCCUCUAUGCCACUAUCCCUACUCUGCUGCUGCUGCUACUGCUUGCAGUCACUGGGUUCUUCUGCUACAGACAUCAUGCAAAAAGGAGGAAGACUGAGAGCUUCCCCAGCAGGUCAAAGAAGCUGAUCCCAGUUGCAGCUUCUUCUUCCUCCAUACAGGGACCUUAUGCCUUUAGUGACAUUACUAAACUGCCUCACAAUAAUCUGGACUACAGAAUGCAGGCAGAAAUCAUGGCAAAGUACUCCUUCCCUCCUCUACAGGAUCCCCAGUAUGUUGAUUAUGAAAAUGUGACAUGUUCGGACAAGGAAACUGGCUUUGUGACCAAUGACAUCUAUGAGACCUCCAGAACUCAAACUCGGCACUGCAGCAGUCAGGCUGGAUGGGUGGACAAUGAGAUCUAUGGGUAAUAUUAUUUAACCGGAUCUGAGCUCUGGAAAAAUCUGUGAAUUUUGAAUUAUUAAAGGAAUAUUAUUGAGGUAGCAAGAUGAACAUAUACUAUUCUAUAACCCUCUCUUCAUUACAUAUAUUGCUUUGCGGUACGAAAUCUUUAAACAUACAGAGUUGGCUUUAAAGUGCAAAUGUAUGAUCAUCUCUUAUUUUUGGUCAGUUAUAACACCAUAUUUAGUUAACAGUUUUAUAUAUGUAUGACACUUUUUCUUUAAAUAAAUGCUAAUAUCAAUGCAAACAAAAGCUGUGCUUAUGUUUGAUUAAAGAUGUGUUUACAUGCUGACAAAUUGAUACUUACAGUCCCUUUGUGACCUUGAAAUUUGUGACGCUGCAACAAAGAAUGCAAACCUAUCUGGGAAGUAUUAUGUACUAGAAAAAUAGAAAUAAUGACAUUGUUCUCCUUACCUAUCAUAUUGUGAUGACUCUUUUCCAUUGACCUCUUUAAGGGACCAACAUGAUUUACUGUCCAAUUUAGUUCUGAAUAUUGUCUAUGCCUUUUCAAACUUUCAUUUUCGUAUCUUCUUUGAAUGAGUUUGGUGUAUUGCUUCACCCACAGUAGUGAUGAAAUAUAAAAUCUCUUAUAAUUUUCAACUGUCUAGCAGACGCCUGGAGGUUUGGCGUUAAAAUUGACUCUUAUUUGCAAUGUUGUAUAAUUUAAAUCCACCUUAUUAAAACCCCAGAAAGCGUGAAUAUAUCACUAACUGCAGAGCAAGAUGCUGCACUUUGAUUUUGCUCAGUGUGGUUUUCAAACCCAUCUAAAAUUCAAGGUUUUGGGAGAUGGGAGUAAGGCCUGGGUAUUUAUUUUGAGUUGUAGAAAAUAUAUGAAUGUAAUGAUCUCUGCCCAGGUCCCCCUUGAAAAUGAGAUCCAGAUCUCAAUGGGGUUUACCGGGUUAAAUAAAAGAAAUAAGAAUAAAAAUAAUUAAUACAAAGUAGAAAAUGCUUGUGUUCCUAACCAGCCACAAGUUUUCUCACACCAACUUUUGUUCAUGAGCUCACUUUUAUUUUUUUAUGUCUGAAAUUAUUUAUAGUUUAACUGAUUUAGCGUUGUGUUGUCCACUUCUUUUAUUCAUGUAUUUCACUUUAAAGAGGAAAUAAUAUGAUGAAAUGGAGCUGACUAGAUUAAGCAAUGAAGUAGCACAUACAUGCAAUAAUAAAACACAAAUUUCAUGCUGGGAGUAUGGGUCUUUUAAGCUCUGAGGACUAUUAGAGGUUGCAUUUUCUCUUUUUUACCCAAAAUAAAUAUCUUCUGGAGCAUUAGCAAAAUACAUUUUAAAAAUGUAUUGAGAUCAGAGCAAAGCUGGCUUCUUGUUGAAAUGAACUUCCUAUUAGAGACCUUUAAAACCACUCUGUUCUAAAUCAUAAAUGUUCUCAUCUCAGUAAAAGGCUUCCUGUUUGUCCACUGAUGUCAGGGAACAGGACAGUACACCAGGAAGGACCAAUGACAGAAAACUGCUGAGCAAAACAUUUUCUUUUUUUUUAGUUUUCAAUAGUUUACAGUAUGUCAUGACAUACUGCAUGGGUUUAUAUUGCAUGCGCUCUGCCUUUAUAUGUGAUAAGACAAAAUAAAAUGCUAUUU